AUGGGGGAUCGGAAUCGGUCGCGGUACGGGAGGAGGCAGCGCGGCGGACCUUGGCGCCCUCCUCUCCCUCCGCCUGAUCACGGACACAAACACUGUCCAGUCCCACUAUGGGAAAGGGAAUUCUGCAGUUAUGUUGGCAACAUUUCCUGGCAAAGGUUCUGCGAAAACAAGAAAUAUGUCUCAAUAUACAAUAAUUUUGAGCAUUGGGAUGAUUCAGGAGCCUUCGAGAAUUUUCAGAAUGCAAAGGCAAGGUUCUGGGCUGACUAUCAUGGCCAGCCUUCUGAUAUUCCUUUGCCCGAUCCUGAUAUGUACAUUGAUGAGGUCGACCACCACUGCACAGUUGACCCUGAGUUGGCAGCUGACGUGGAGAAGGUACUGCUACCAAUUGACUCGGAUUAUGAUUAUAGUUCGAUCCCGGUUAUGGGAUGGGUCAAUACCUGGGAAUAUAACAACUUUACUAUGAACCAGUCUGCUGGAAACUGUACAGAAAAGCCAGCUGAAGUGCAUGAUUGGGGCUGGGAGCCAAGCCAUGGAUCCAAUGCGACUUGGGGUGGGAAUAAUGAAUCUUCCAGUAAAUGGGAUAACAACAACUCCGGUUGGUGUGCUGCGCCGGAGAAGCCUAGUUGGGGCAGCUUGAGCAACAACCAGUAUGCAUCAAACAACAGGUAUAGUAACUUCUAUGGUGGAUCCAACAAUAACAGGUACUUCAACCAGAGGAACAAUAAACAGAAGGACCAUCAUGAGGGUUUUCAAAGGAGCAGCUUGCAGGAUCCUAGUAGAGGAAAAAAGAUGGAAUGGCGUCCAGUGGCCAAAAAAGCCAGCCAACAAGAUGGGCAGGGAAUAGAGGGUGGCUCUUGA
This is a messenger RNA of Setaria italica (foxtail millet), 858 nucleotides long. RefSeq lists its product as uncharacterized. The record is from RefSeq and is a predicted model, not a curated record. The transcript has 2 exons. Bases 1 to 858 code for a protein of 285 amino acids. NCBI's taxonomy places the organism in Eukaryota, Viridiplantae, Streptophyta, Magnoliopsida, Poales, Poaceae.